UCAUUUCAGUCACCAUACCCAGAAUGCAAAGUGAGACGCCGAAACCUCAGCAGCAGCAGCAGCAGCCGCCUCAAGCUUUUCAGGUUAUCAUGGUGUUAAGAGACACGUCUUCCCCUUGAACCCCCGCAGCAACAAAGAAUUUCUUCCUCCGCUACAUGAAAAUACACACCGGGUCUCAUGCAGCGAGGAGACCUGCCGGAGUUUUAGCUCAGAUUGGUGAAAGGACAUAGCGAGAGACGGUCAUGGCAGCGUCCGAGCUGUACACAAAGUGUGCUCGGGUGUGGAUCCCCGAUGCAGAGGAGGUGUGGAAGUCUGCUGAGCUGACCAAGGACUACAAAAAUGGGGACGCCUCCCUGCAGCUCAUGCUGGAGGAUGGAACGAACAUUGAGCACAAACUGGACCCCAAGACGAAGAACCUGCCUUACCUGCGAAACCCUGACAUCCUGGUGGGCGAGAAUGACCUCACAGCGCUCAGCUACCUCCACGAGCCGGCCGUGCUGCACAACCUCAAGGUCCGCUUUGUCGACUCCAAGCUCAUCUACACUUACUGCGGAAUCGUUCUGGUGGCCAUCAACCCGUAUGAGACCCUGCCAAUCUACGGCACAGACAUCAUCAAUGCCUACAGCGGUCAGAACAUGGGAGACAUGGACCCACAUAUCUUCGCUGUGGCAGAGGAGGCUUACAAACAGAUGGCCAGGGAUGAGAGGAACCAGUCGAUCAUUGUGAGUGGGGAGUCUGGAGCGGGAAAGACGGUAUCAGCCAAAUACGCCAUGAGAUACUUUGCCACUGUCAGCGGCUCUACCAGCGAGGCCAACAUAGAGGAGAAAGUCUUGGCUUCCAACCCCAUUAUGGAGGCCAUUGGAAAUGCAAAAACAACCCGAAAUGACAACAGCAGUCGCUUUGGGAAGUACAUCGAAAUCGGCUUUGACAGCCGCUACCGUAUCAUUGGCGCAAACAUGAGAACGUAUCUGCUGGAGAAAUCACGAGUGGUGUUUCAGGCGGAUGAGGAGAGGAAUUAUCAUGUCUUCUAUCAGCUCUGUGCUUCAUCCCAUCUGCCCGAGUUCAAGACUCUGAAACUGAGCAGUGCAAACAACUUCUGGUACACCAGGCAGGGCCGCAGCCCUGUUAUCGAUGGGGUGGACGACACCAAGGAGCUUUGCACCACUCGCAAUGCCUUCACUCUGCUCGGUAUUAAUGAGUCCUAUCAGAUGGGUUUGUUCCAGGUUUUGGCUGCUAUUCUUCACCUAGGAAACGUGGAAAUAAAGGACAGAGAUGCAGACAGCAGCGUCAUUCCUCCCAACAAUCACCACUUAAUGGCAUUCUGCGAGUUGGUAGGUGUGACCUACCAGGACAUGUCUCAAUGGCUGUGCCACAGGAAGCUUAAGACGGCCACAGAGACCUAUAUCAAGCCCCUCCCGCGCCUGCAGGCCACCAAUGCCCGUGAUGCUCUGUCCAAACAUAUCUACGCCAAGCUCUUCAACUGGAUUGUGGAGCACGUCAACAAAGCCCUAAUCACCAAUGUCAAACAGCACUCCUUCAUUGGGGUCCUCGAUAUCUACGGGUUUGAGACAUUUGAGAUCAACAGCUUUGAGCAGUUCUGUAUCAACUACGCUAAUGAGAAACUCCAGCAACAGUUCAACAUGCAUGUGUUCAAGCUGGAGCAGGAGGAGUACAUGAAGGAGCAAAUCCCCUGGACUUUAAUUGACUUCUACGACAAUCAGCCCUGCAUCAACCUCAUAGAAGCCAAGAUGGGCAUCCUGGACCUGCUGGAUGAGGAGUGCAAGAUGCCUAAAGGGUCGGAUGAUUCAUGGGCUCAGAAACUUUACAACACCCACCUGAAGACCUGCUCUCUCUUUGAGAAGCCACGCAUGUCCAACCGAGCCUUCAUCAUCCAGCAUUUUGCAGACAAGGUUGAAUACCAGUGUGAAGGUUUCCUGGAGAAGAACAAGGACACAGUGAAUGAAGAACAGAUCAACGUCUUGAAAGCCAGCAAGCAGAAGUUUGACCUGCUGAUGGAGCUGUUCCAGGACGAUGAAAAAGCCACCAGCCCCACUGGUCAGGUCCCUGGAACAGGAGGUCGCACCCGCCUCAGCAUCAAACCGGACAGGAGCCGAGAGAAGAGCAGCAAGGAGCACAAGAAGACCGUCGGCUGCCAGUUCCGUAACUCUCUGCAAAUGCUGAUGGAGACUUUGAAUGCAACCACUCCACACUAUGUACGCUGCAUCAAACCCAAUGACUUCAAGAUGGCCUUCUCGUUUGAUCCCAAACGUGCAGUGCAGCAGCUCAGAGCCUGUGGUGUACUGGAAACCAUCCGCAUCUCUGCUGCAGGUUUCCCAUCCAGAUGGACGUACCAGGAGUUCUUCAGUCGUUACAGAGUGCUGAUGAAACAGAAGGACGUGUUACCUGACAAGAAGUUAACUUGCAAGAAUGUUCUGGAGAAACUGGUUGAGGACCAGGAUAAAUAUCAGUUUGGUAAGACAAAGAUCUUCUUCAGGGCCGGUCAGGUUGCCUACCUGGAGAAGUUAAGGGCGGACAAGUUGCGUGCCGCUUGCAUUCGUAUUCAGAAAACCAUCCGUUGCUGGUUGGCACGCAAGAAGUAUCUGCGCAAGCGCAGCGCUGCCAUCACCAUCCAGAGGUUCACCAGAGGAUACCAGGCUCGCUGCCUGGCCAAGUUCAUGCGCCGUACUCAGGCAGCCACCAUCAUCCAGAAGUACCGGAGGAUGUAUGUGGAGAAGAAACGCUACAGGCAGAAGCAGGCUGCCGCUCUGGCCAUGCAAACAAUCCUCAGAGCAUACAUGGCCCGGCAGAAGUACCAGGCGCUUCUGCGAGAGCACAAGGUGGUGAUCAUUCAGAAGCACGUCCGUGGCUGGUUGGCUCGAUGCUGGUACAAGCGCUGCCUCCACUCCAUCGUCUACCUGCAGUGCUGCAUCCGCAGGAUGAGGGCCAGGCGCGAGCUGAAGAAGCUGAAGAUCGAGGCUCGCUCAGUGGAACACUUCAAGAAGCUCAACAAAGGCAUGGAGAACAAGAUCAUGCAGCUGCAGAGGAGAAUCGAUGAGCAGAGCAAAGAAAACCGGUCAGUCAACGAGAAGCUAGUCAGUCUGGAGAAUUCCUACACAACAGAGAGCGAGCGGAUGCGUGGCGAGCUGAGCCGAUUGCGCGGCGUGGAGGAAGAGGCCAGGAACAAAACCAACCAGGUGUCCUCGCUGCUGGAGGAGCUGGAGAGGCUGAGGAAAGAACUGAGUGCCACACAGCAGGAGAAGAAGACCAUCGAGGAAUGGGCACAAAGCUACCGGAACGAAAUGGAGAAAAUGGUCUCAGAACUGAAGGAUCAGAAUGGCUUGCUGAAGAAAGAGAAGGACGAGUUGAACAGGUUGAUUCAGGAACAGAGUCAGCAGAUGACAGAGAAAAUGGCUCGUGCGAUCGCACAGGAGACUCAACAGCUGGAGACGGAUCUGAACGAGGAGCGAUCUCGCUAUCAGAAUCUCCUGACAGAACACCUUCGCCUCGAGGAGAAAUACGACGACCUGAAGGAGGAGAUGGCUUCCUCGAACGUCUCCAAGCCUGGCCACAGGAGAACAGAUUCCACCCACAGCAGCAACGAAUCAGAGUACACCUACAACUCAGAGUACGCCGAAUUGGAAGAAGGUUCCCGUGCCGCCGAAGAUGUGACUCGAGGAAUAGACACCUCACUGACCCUCAAGCUGCAGAAACGUCUCACAGAGCUGGAACAAGAAAAGCAAUCGCUGCGCAACGAGCUGGAAAACAAAGAGGAGCAGUUCCAGCGGGCUAGAGCCAGGGACGACGCAGAGUUUAAGAAGGCCCGUGGUGCCGAGCUGGAGUACGAGUCCCUGAAGCGUCAGGAGCUGGAGUCAGAGAACAAGAAGCUAAAACAUGACCUGGCGGAGAUGAGGCAAAGCCUGCUGAGUGACGCAGCUGCAGGUGCCGGGGCCCCGGGCUCGCCAGCCUACAAGGUGCUCCUGGAGCAGCUCAACGCCUCCUGUGAGGAGCUUGAGGUCCGUAAGGAGGAGGUGCUGAUCCUGCGCUCCCAGCUGGUCAGCCAGAAGGAAGCCAUGCACCACAAGGAUGAGAAGGAGACCAUGACCGAGCCAUCUGUCUAUGCCGAGGAUGUGUCCAAAUUGAAAGACGCUGACGAACUCAAGCAAGCUUGCAUUGGCCUCAAAGACACCAACAGGUUACUGGAGCAUCAGCUGCAGACUCAGCGGAGGACUUACGAUAACGAGGUGGAGGCGUUGCGCGGCGAGCUGCAGAAUGUGAAGGAGGAGAACAAUCGUCAGCAGCAGCUCUUGGCCCAAAACCUCCAGCUGCCUCCAGAGGCCCGAAUUGAAGCCAGUCUGCAGCACGAGAUCACCCGACUUACCAACGAGAACCUGGAACUCUUGGCUGACGACCCCACAGCGUCCCGAGAGGCUCGAGUCAUCAUUUUACGACGGAUGGUUGAUCUAAUGGAGCAGUUGGAGAAACAGGACCGAACCAUCCGCAAGCUCAAGAAGCAGCUGAAGGUUUACUCAAAGAGGAUUGGAGAGAUGGGAGCGGGUCAAACCGAGGGCCAAACAUCUCCCGGACAGAUGGUGGACGAGCCCAUCCACCCUGUCAACAUUCCCCGCAGGGAGAAAGAUUUCCAAGGGAUGCUGGAGUACAAGAAGGAGGAUGAGCUCAAACUGGUCAAGAACCUCAUCCUGGAGCUAAAGCCUCGCGGUGUAGCCGUGAACCUGAUCCCAGGUCUGCCAGCAUACAUCCUGUUCAUGUGUCUGAGACAUGCAGAUUAUGUCAAUGAUGACCAGAAGGUCCGCACUCUGCUCACGUCAACCAUCAACAGUAUUAAAAAGAUUCUGAAGAAACGAGGAGAUGACUUUGAAACAGUUUCUUUCUGGCUGGCAAACACCUGCCGCUUCUUACACUGUCUGAAACAAUACAGCGGCGACGAGGCCUUCAUGAAGCACAACACACAGAGGCAGAAUGAACACUGCCUGUCCAACUUUGACCUGGCAGAGUACAGACAGGUGAUCAGUGACCUGGCCAUCCAGAUCUACCAACAGCUGAUCAAGUGCAUGGAGAACAUCCUCCAGCCCAUGAUAGUCUCUGGCAUGCUGGAACACGAGACCAUCCAGGGUGUGUCGGGGGUGAAACCCACAGGCCUCCGUAAACGUACAUCUAGCAUCGCCGACGAGGGCACCUACACGCUGGACUCCAUCCUGCGGCAGCUCAACGCUUUCCACUCUACCAUGUGCCAGCACGGCACCGACCCCGAGCUCAUCAAGCAGGUGGUGAAGCAGCAGUUCUACAUCAUUGGAGCCGUCACCCUCAACAACCUGCUGCUGCGCAAGGACAUGUGCUCCUGGAGCAAAGGCAUGCAGAUCAGGUACAACGUGAGCCAGCUGGAGGAGUGGCUCAGAGACAAAGGUCUGAUGACAUGCGGAGCCAAGGAGACCCUGGAGCCUCUGAUCCAGGCUGCUCAGCUCCUGCAGGUGAAGAAGAAGACUGAUGAGGAUGCUGAGGCCAUCUGCUCCAUGUGCCACGCCCUCACCACUGCUCAGAUUGUGAAGGUCCUGAACCUCUACACUCCAGUCAACGAGUUUGAGGAGAGAGUGUCGGUUGCGUUCAUACGAACCAUACAGACUCGCUUGCGAGACCGCUGUGAGAGUCCCCAGCUGUUGAUGGACACGAAGAUGAUUUAUCCGGUCACUUUCCCAUUCAGCCCUUCCUCACUCGCCCUGGAAACCAUCCAGAUCCCCAGCUCACUCAACCUGGGCUUCCUCACCCGUGUAUAGACACUCCAAAAUUAGGAUUUGUUUUAACUCAAUUUGAGCGAUUAUGUCCCCAAAAUGAAUUGAAAAGUCUCAAAGAGCUGCUAAUUUGAAACACAGGAUCCAGCUCUCCUAUGCUGUCCCUGGUCAGAACACACAUAACAUGCAAAAUCACACACACAAACACAUGCUGAACUGACACCAUGCAUCUGUACGAUACUUCCAUCCUCUGAACGUACACAUGCCCGCCUACACUCAUGUGCACCUUCUCUCUUAAAAAAACGCACAAACCCAAACACACACAGUCGCCGUUGGUGGUUUAAAUCCGGCUGCAAAACUCUGCUUGUACAAAUGCCUGCCUCUUAGAGAAGCCACAGGACCAGAUCAACGCCUCCAGUAUUUGCUCUCCGCUGUCACCUGGGUCUUAGUGGUCUUGACCCUGGUCAUCAUAGUUCCCUCUGCUGUGUUUCAGGUAGUUGUUAAGGUAGUUCUUCUAGUCAUCGUCUCUUUCUCCAGUGAGAAUGUAUGUACCGACACGCAAGAGCAGGACCGAAAGGAUGUCCUAGACAUCACCAAGUCUAGCUUGAUAGGAUGGAUGUCUGUUUGAUAGGCGAAGUGAGUUCUGAGCCUCGGUACAAAGCCAGAUGAGUGACAAAGUUGGCUCUCUCCACUCCAUGUUGAGGUAACCUGGACCAGGCUUCAGUCUGUAUGCUGUCCUUUUACUCUGUGAACACAGUCAAGCCAAGACAGAGCUCAUCGUCUGUACUAUAUUAUUUAUACAUAUAUAAAUAUAUAUAAAUAUUAAUAGAAUAUAUCAUGUAUUUUAUUUAUUGCAUUCACCACUGUCCUGAACCCUCCAUUUUAAGAUUAGCUUCCUCUUUGUCAGAAUACACAUCUAGUAGCUUUGUAGGCACAGUUUUUAGUUUUAGUUGUACGCUAUUUAUGUGGACAUCAGGUAAAUGAUGUAGUAUAGUUUAAGGAGUGCCGACACAGGUGAUUAUUUAUUAGGUCACGUCUUAACUUGGAUAUGUCAAUUUGCCAUGUUUCGUCUGCAUUUCUGGCAGAUGAAGUGUAGCAGAAUUUUUAACUGAGAGGAAAUUUAGAAGAAGUGUGAGGUUCAGAUUCCAUUUCUACUGUUUACAGCUGUGACUAGAGCUGAGUGUCACAGGAAUCACUGGCACAGAGAUAUUUACUCUCUCACACAUACACACACACACACACACACACACACACACACCACAACACUCCACUCUGCUUACUGCUGUAUCACUGGGAGGUUUGCACUCCCAGAGCUUCUCUCUCUACUCAUCUUCACUGGUCACAGCUCUAGUUGGAGCUUUGAAAUGUUUUGCUGUUAUCAAUGUGGAAUUAUUUAUUUCAGUAUUGUCAUUUGCUUGAGUAUAAGAGUUAUGUAUAUCGUAAAGCCAUGUAUCGCUGAGCAGAGGGUUUCUCUGAAGUUGGUCUUUGGAGACUUGCCUCAAACCUGUCCAGCUUUACAACAGCGUUUACUGCUUUAUUCCCGCCAUAGCACUAAUUGCAGCAUUGUUUACCGAUUCCUCUCCACGCUGUCCACCCUGUGGCCUUCUGUUUCAUGACACAGAAAGCGCAACAUGGGCUUGUUAAUUAUGAAAAACAACAAAAUACAUGGACCUUUUUUCACAUCUCAACUGCACCGUAGAGUCAAGUUCAGGGUUUCUGACUCAGAAACAUUUUGUCUUUUCUAUUUGUUUUGGGUCAGAUACCCAGACAUAUUUGGUACUUGCUUUCCAAGGCUGAGGUUGAUAUUGCACCACACUUAUUACUCAGUCAUUAUGGCUACAGUGUGGUAUAAAAACUGCACAGCAGACUGCUGCUGCCGUCUUUAUCUAACCUGUACUGGCUUGGCUUUACCAAAUUAACUUUUUUUUUGUACAGAGAAAAGCUUGGUGUAGUUGAGAAUGAUUGGAUGGGUGUCAGGGAAUCCGCCCACAUUGUUGCAAAAAGUCCUCGCCUGUCUGCAUUUGCAUUUUUCUGGCUGCCUCGUCUUUAGCACUUUAGCUUGUUUACUUCCCGCUGUGCCAUUAAUAUCAACAUUCUGCUAAAUUUGCCUCUUUUCCUCACAUGACCCUUACUUUUGCCUCAUGAUCUUACCCUUUCCAAAAGAUUCCCUUUGAUGGAAUUUUUUUUUAAGGUACCCUCAUCUAUGAGAGAUUGUGAAUAGUCACCAAAACUGGACUUUUUGAUUUAAUGUUUUAUUGAAUCUAGAAAUGAUUAUUCUGAAGCAGCCAGCCAACCAUUGAAGCAUGUAGAUCAAAAAGGUGUUGCAGUACUGAGAGCCAGGGAACCAUCAGUGAACUGGUGAAGAGACAGUACGUGCUUAAACAAUAAGAAUAUUUCACUGAGAUGAAGUAUCUCGUUCAGUGCCACAUUAAGCAGACCACUCUCAUUCUGACAGGAACCAGAGAAGAGAGAGAAUUUAGGGUGUGAAGUUGUUUUAUGUUGCACUUGUAUUUGAAACGAGUUUGCUAUCGAUAUGCUUUCAUGGGGACCAUGUUAUCAAUCUGCCUUUUGUUAUAUAUUUUGGAUUAAUGGGUAGUUUAACGUAUGGUUUGUGUCGAGAGUACAUAUCUGCAGGUUGUGGCAAGGAAGACAGUCAGUGAAGGACAAUUAUCACAUGAAUGUUUAAUGCUGUUAAUAAAGUGUGUCAUGCUUUUAGCUGCAUAUUGUGGGCAGAGCCUUAUCUGAAUUAUUUGCUAUCUGAAUGACUUAAACACAUGAUCAACAUUGUGGCAUUGUUUUGUUCUGUCAGUUGUUCUUUUCCCCUACCGUAAAAUGAGUAUCAAUUGCUAAAUGUGAUCAUUUUUAUUUUGAUAAGGUGUCGUUUUGUCCCACAGUUGGUGUCACAGAUGGGUUGCACUGGUUAGCCAUCAGUCAAAACACACUUUUUAAAUAUUGCUGAGUAUGUUAGAUAAAUAAUAGAUGGAUAAUGGACUGUAAAAAAACUUCACAUUUACAAACCUUUCUUCCUUUGAAUCUUUUUAGUGCACUGUGGCCAAUUAAGCUUCCUCUGCUACAUUCCCUGUGUGGAUGGGUGCUUCACUUUCUUAAUCAGUGAUUUAUUUAUUUUGCUUGUCUGUUUGUUUUAUUAUCAAUCAAUGCAAGAAACACGAAACAAGACGUUUGUUUCGUGGAUGCGGCACUGGCCUUCUCAGACUGGGCCAGGCUAAUUUUUGUGGACUGAUCUAUCGAGAGUGCAGAGUGGGAAAACUGGCCUAGUUUCAGAGGAAGAAAUAAAAAUACUCGUUCAUUCACUGGUUCGUAUUGUUAAGCAGAACUGUGGCGUCUUGUUCCCAUGGGCUUCUCUUGGGCUCUUACACGGGAGAAAAUAUCAUUCCUUCACUCUGCGCUAUCACAUUAAGGAGAGAGUUGGUUGUAUGAUACGACGUACACAUUAUAAAUGACCAUUGGUUCUUUUCAGCACUAGCGUUGAUUGUGCCAUUUUAAAAAAGAAGAAUUACCCCAGCUGUUUGUGGUACUGGUAUGAACAUACUGAAGCCAGUCCUAAAUGUUUUCUCUCUGACCCAUGUGUACAUUUGACAGACUGGACUGUUUGUAGUUUCUGGUAGCUGUGCUUAGUGAAUGUGUUCACCGUUAAGAAUCUAAGAAACUUGUCAAAUAAAUUGUCAAAUCUGUAAAAGUAAAAUAAAAGAAUUCAGCACCGUCA
This is a messenger RNA of Scatophagus argus, 9468 nucleotides long. It is a transcript of the gene myo5aa, whose product is annotated as myosin VAa. The record is from RefSeq and is a predicted model, not a curated record. NCBI's taxonomy places the organism in Eukaryota, Metazoa, Chordata, Actinopteri, Scatophagidae. The transcript is spliced from 42 exons. Gene Ontology annotation, cellular component: cytoplasm; myosin complex; vesicle. Bases 243 to 5789 code for a protein of 1848 amino acids. Gene Ontology annotation, biological process: actin filament organization; vesicle transport along actin filament. Gene Ontology annotation, molecular function: actin filament binding; microfilament motor activity; ATP binding.